Belonocnema kinseyi is the source of this 2752-nucleotide messenger RNA. It is a transcript of the gene Appl, whose product is annotated as amyloid-beta-like protein. Bases 1 to 1773 code for a protein of 590 amino acids. The record is from RefSeq and is a predicted model, not a curated record. Gene Ontology annotation, cellular component: neuron projection; membrane; neuronal cell body. NCBI's taxonomy places the organism in Eukaryota, Metazoa, Arthropoda, Insecta, Hymenoptera, Cynipidae. Gene Ontology annotation, molecular function: transition metal ion binding. The transcript has 12 exons. Gene Ontology annotation, biological process: axonogenesis; central nervous system development.
AUGUUAAGAAGGGUAACAAAAGGAGCUUUCCAGAGCGAUGCCCUUCUUGUACCAGAAGGUUGUCUCUUCGAUCACCUCCAUAAUCAAACGAAAUGCUGGGAAUCUCACAGGUGGAAUUCAACAGCUGCGGAUACUUGCAGAGAACGCAACAUGAAUUUGAGGAGUUUCGCUAUGUUACUACCAUGCGGCAUAUCUCUGUUCGCUGGUGUAGAAUUCGUUUGUUGCCCGAAGAAUCUUAAAGAAAAUGUAAAGCUUAAAAAGCAUUUAGAGUUGCCGAUUCCCAAAAGCAUUGAUGACGACCUUGCCGAGGAAGUUGAAGAUGACCUCGCUGAAGAAGACGAUCUUGAUGUAGAUACAGAUAUUGAUUCUGAUACAGAAGCAGGCGGAAAUUUAGAAGAUGUUUUUAGUGAUCAACCAGAUGACGAGAAUAGCGACGAAGAGUAUCUCGAAGUUUACGAUAAUACAAGCAGGCGGCCUUUCACAACAUCCUCUACAAUAGAAAAAUCGAGAAAAGAUGGCACAGAUAUGUCUCUUCUAGCAAAUACUAGUCAAUCAUCAUCAAAAAUCCAAGGUACACCAGAUCCAUACAUGACACACUUCGAUCCAAGAUUAGAACACCAAAGUUAUAAGCAGGCUCAGAUGAGACUAGAAGAAGUACAUAAGGAAAAGGUAACAAAGGUGAUGAAGGACUGGAGCGACUUGGAGGAAAGAUAUCAAGAUAUUCGGGCGCGAGACCCAGUUAAAGCAGACGAGUUUAAGCGAUGGAUGACUACAAAAUUCCAAGAAACAGUUGCAGCUCUGGAAGCAAGUGGUGCUGCUGAAAAGCACCAAUUAAGUGCUGUGCAUCAGCAGAGAGUUCAGAAGGCGGUAAAGCAGCGAAACGAAGAAGCAAUGUCUUGUUACACAGCUGCGUUGAAUGAAAUUCCACCAAAUAUGCAUCGCAUUCAAAAGUGUCUUCAAAAAUUACUGAGAGCGCUUCACAAGGACAGACACCAUACAAUUGCUCAUUACAAGCACCUGCUAGAUAGCAGCCUCGAACAAGCAAAUCGAGAGAAACCAUCUACUUUGGAGCACUUGGCGGAAAUCAAUAGGAUCGCUAAUCAGAGUAUCCUCAUGUUAGAGCGAUACCCCGAAUUAAGUGCCAAGAUCGGCCAGCUGAUGGACAAUUAUGUGCUGGCACUUAGAAGCAAGGACGAAACGCCAGGUGUGCUGUUGGCCAUGCCUAUGGAAGCAGAAACAGCCAUUUUGGACAAGUAUCAAGAAGAUGUGGCCAGUAAGCAACAAGAAAAAGAACAUCAAAAGCAACUAGAACGCGAGAGAAAGGAACAGCGUAAAACAGAACGUGGAGAGUUGCGCACAGAGCAGUAUCAACACGAAGAGGGCGAGCCUGUAGUUGAAAACAAUAAAGUUCUACGAACAAACGAGGAACAGUUAGCAGAGGUAGCAGCAAUGCAGAGCGAAGCUAUCGUGCAAGCAUCGCACAGCAUGAAUCACGAUGUCUCACACUCAGAACCAAGCUACUCUGUAAUGCGUGAGAUCUACAAUAGAGAGAGCAGAUCAGCUUACUUUACUCUGGCUUUUGCCGGAAUUGCUCUAAUGGCUGCAACUAUCGUUGGAGUUGCAGUUUUUAAAAGACGCAGCGCAAGAAGCCCUCAUAAUCAGGGUUUCAUCGAGGUAGAUCAGGCAGCAACUCCUGAGGAGCGGCACGUCGUCAACAUGCAAAUUAAUGGCUACGAGAAUCCAACUUACAAAUACUUUGAGGUCAAAGAAUAGUUUAUCUAGAUGUCAUUUCGUAAAUAUCAGAGUAUAAGCUUGUAUUAUUCUUUAUUUUUCUUAAUCGCGUGUUUUUUACUUGAACAUUUCAUGCUCUGUAAGUUUGAAUGAGUAAAGGUUCACUAAAAAUCAGUGGCAUUUCACUGAAAAUCAGCGACAUCAUAUUUCAAUGGUCUUCUAUUAUAAAACGUUAUUAAAAUUUCAGUUACGCUUACUGCAAUUUCACUGAUUGUAAUAGCUAUAAGUAUGUCACUCAUUAUUCAAGAAAUUCCACUGAUUUAAAUCAAGAGAUUGCUGUUACGUCAUUUCAUAUGCAUUUUCAACAAAAAGCACAUAUCUUCAAGAGCGCAUUUUGAAUUGUACGCGUUCAUUUAAUUAGGAAUUUUUACGGUGAAGGAAGGGAUUAAGUUUAGAAAGAUUUAAAGAUUUUGUCUUUUGUUCAAACUAGAUUAGUCUUGAAAAUACAACUCCAACGACCGUCGCCUAUUAUUCACGUCCUAUAUACACACCUAUUUUGUGAACAAGUACUUUAGCGGAUCCAAUCUUGAUACUAGAGAAAAAAAUAGUGCGUUUGCUGCCACUUAAACGUGCCUUCAAAUAAACGUACGAGGCAUGUGUCAAAUCUAACAUAACCGAUCGCUAAGGCAAAAAUCUCAAGGGAGAUAUUUAAUAAUGUACCAAUUAAUGAAAGCAGGGAAAAUUGAUUCAAAAUACAAAUACUUAACGUACUGAACAUAAUGUUUUUAAUAUAAUUAAUUAAUUUUUAAUUAUGCCUUUUUUGACCUACUGACAUUUGCAAACAAAAUUUGGACUUUCUACGUGCUUCGUAUUCUGUUUAGAGGUAUGUUUAUAGUGUCAACAAAGCCUCUGCAAAAAUAUUAAAAACAAUUUGCGCUAAACUAUCGAUAUAUUCAACUUAUUGGAAUCCCUCAGAAAGUUGCAAUGAUAAAUAAAAUCAUGGCUCAAACCUGUCCAAAUA